This is a messenger RNA of Colletotrichum truncatum, 828 nucleotides long. RefSeq lists its product as uncharacterized. NCBI's taxonomy places the organism in Eukaryota, Fungi, Ascomycota, Sordariomycetes, Glomerellales, Glomerellaceae. The record is from RefSeq and is a predicted model, not a curated record.
AUGUCCAAGCCUGGCCAAUUUCGAGCAGAUCUCCCAGAGCUGGCGCAGUACCUGCUAAAGAAUGGACCACGCAAGACGCUUCCUACUUCCCGUCGUGUCCGGGUUAUAUUGAACGGCACCUACAUUGUGGACACAACGAAAGCCAUUCACGUCUGGGAACAUGAGGCGUACCCCCAAUACUACCUCCCAACCACAGAACUUCGAAACUGCAAUUGGAAGGAUAAAGAAGCCAUCCACGCUGCAGAUAACGCGGCUUCUAGUGCUGCGGCUGUGGUUCAAAUCACGAUUCCUGCUCAUGACGGGUUAAAAGAGUUUACCACCGACCGUGCUUUGAGAUUCUCCGACGACGAGAAGAGCAGCGGUGCGCUUCGGGGUUUGAUCAGACUCGAGUUUGGCAGCAUGGAUCAAUGGCUGGAGGAGGAAACCCCCAUCUACGUCCACCCGAAAGACCCUUUCAAACGCAUCGACAUUCUCCCAUCUUCAAGAUCGGUUGAAGUCAAAGUUGCAGGCAAGACGGUUGCCAAAACGGAUUUCGCAGUUCACUUGUUGGAAACCGGCCUACCAACCCGUUACUAUCUGCCACUCUCAUCAGUUGACCAGUCCGUUCUUCGAAAGAGCGACCUGGUUACCAAAUGCCCUUACAAAGGAGACGCCGAGUACUACGACGUAGCCAUCAACGGUGAAGAAUUCAAGAAUCUUGUUUGGUAUUACCGGCUUCCGACGCAUGAGAGCGCGGGCAUCGCUGGUCUGCUGUGUUUUUACAACGAAAAGGUGGAUAUUAUUCUUGAUAGGGAGUUGUUAGAGAGACCAAAGACGUUCUUCUCUUGA